UCUCAAAAAUUGAAAAAACAAAAAGUUUAUGUGCUCAUAACUGUUCUCCCACAUAAGUCCAAAACAAAUCACUUUAUUCUUCUUCUUCAAUCUCUCUCCCUCCCUCGCAUCGAUUUUCAAUUUCGUAAUCUUUGCCAUCGUUGAAACGCACAGAGAUAGAGAGAGAGAUAGAGAGCUCCUCCUCCUCUCUUUUGUUUCCUUGAUCUCGAUUCUCCCCAGCACAGUUCCGUCUCCAGUUAAUCAAAUCAUACCGAGGUUAUCGCUGAUCUCUCGCAGUUUCGGGUAAACAAGCGAGAUAGAGUUUAUAAGGCUAAAUCCGUUAAGUUGAUUUUCUCUGGAUCUUCCCGGGAGCUCUAAGGGAAAAAGGGAUGAAUGAAUAUUGGGUUCCCAAAACCUCUUGUUGUUAAGUUGAACAAGUAGUUGGAGAGACGAAUAAAGAGACAUGAGAAAGCAUCUGUUUAGAGAGACCUUGAAGUCUUUCUUUGAGCCUCAUUUUGAUCAUGAGAAAGGUGAAAUGCUUAAAGGAACCAAAUCUGAAAUAGAUGAAAAGGUGAAGAAAAUCUUGGGAAUGGUUGAGAGUGGAGACAUCGAUGAAGAUAAAUCUAAACGACAAGAGGUUUCCGAGUUAGUGAAUGAAUUCUACAAGGAGUACCAGUCACUAUAUCACCAGUACGAUGAUCUAACGGGAGUGAUUAGGAAGAAGGUCCACGAGAAAGGAGAAAACUCUUCUUCAUCAAGCUCAGACUCGGAUUCUGACCAUUCUUCGAAGAAGGAGACCAAGAAAAAUGGAAAAGUAGAGACAGAUGGCUUGAAGCAACAAAUCGAAACUGCGAAUCAGGAAACUGCUAAUCUGAGAAAUAAGUUGACAGCGAGCGUUGAAGAAAAAGAAGCAGUAGAUUCUGAGCUUGAAGCAGCUUUGGUGAAGUUAAAAGAAUCAGAAGAGAUCAUCAGCAAUCUGAAACUUGAAACUGAGAAGUUAGAGGGCGAAAAGACAACAGCUUUGAGUGAUAGCCGAGAACUACGUCAGAAACUGGAAGUUGCUGGCAUAACAGAAACUGAUCUGAACCAGAAGCUAGAAGAUAUGAAAAAAGAAAGAGAUCAACUGCAAACUGAGAUAGACAUUGGUAUCAAAAGAUUUCAAGAAGCUGAAAAAAUUGCAGAAGACUGGAAAACAACGAGUGACCAACUUAAAGAUGAAGCUACUGAUUUCAAGCAGCAGCUAGAAGCAGCAGAACAGCGAGUUUCUGAUCUGACCCGCGGAAUGAGUAGUGCAGAGGAAGAGAACAAAUCUCUAUCCUUGAAAGUUACAGAGCUUUCCGGUGAGAUCCAACAGGCACAGAAAACCAUACAAGAACUCACUUCCGAAUUGGGAGAGGUGAAAGAAAAAUACAAGGAAAAGGAGAGUGAGCACUCUAGUUUGGUGGAGUUACAUGAGACCCAUGAGAAAGAAUCAUCCAGUCAAGUCAGAGAAUUAGAAGCACGAGUAGAAUCAUCAGAGAAGUUGAUUGCAGAUUUAACCCAAAACCUGAAUAAUGCAGAGGAAGAGAAGAAACUGCUCUCCCAGAGAAUCUCAAAGGCGCAGAACACCAUACAAGAACUCAUGUCUGAGUCUGAACAGCUGAAACAGAGCCACAGUGUGAAAGAGAGAGAAAUUUUCGGUUUGAAGGACAUCCAUGAGACUCAUCAGAGAGAAUCAUUCACCCGAACCAGUGAAUUAGAAGCUCAACUGGAAUCCUCAGACAAGCGGGUCUCAGAUUUAAGUGCGAGUCUGAAGGCUACAGAAGACGAAAACAAAGCUAUCUCCUCGGAAAAUGCUGAAACUCUGGACAAGCUUGAACAGGCGCAAAAGACUAUACAUGAACUCAUGGCUGAACUGGGGGAGUUGAAAGACCGACACAAAGAGAAAGAGAGCGAGCUUUCUAGUUUGGUGGAGAUACACGAAGCGCAUCAGAGAGAUUCAACAAGUCGAGUGAAAGAGUUAGAAGCGCUGGUGGGAUCAGCAGAGCAACAGGUUGCAGAUAUGAAGCAGAGUUUGUACAAUGCAGAGGAAGAGAAAAAACUGCUCUCUCAGAAAAUCUCAGAUAUUUCUACCGAGAUUACAGAGGCACAAAACACCAUACAUGAACUCAAGUCUGAGUCUGGACAGUUGAAAGAGAGCCACGGUGAGAAAGAGAGGGAACUUUCUGGUUUAAGGGACAUCCAUGAGACUCAUCAAAGAGAAUCAACCACCCGAGUAAGUGAAUUAGAAGCUCAACUAGAAUCAUCGGAACAGCGUGUCUCAGAGAUGAGUGUGAGCCUGGAGGCUGCAGAGGAGGAGAACAAAGCUAUAUCAUCGAAAAUUUUGGAAACUACAGACAAGCUCGAACAGGCACAGAACACCAUUGAAGAACUAAUCGCUGAAUUGGAAGAGAUAAAAGAAAGGUACAAGGAAAAGGAGAGUCAGCAUUCUAGUUUGGCGGAGUUACAUGAGACCCAGCUUAGAGAAUCAGCGAGUCAUGUAAAACAAUUAGAAGCGCAAGUGGAAGCAUCAGAGAAAUUGGUUGCAGAUUUGAGCCAAAGCUUGAACAAUGCAGAGGAAGAGAAAAAGCUGUUAUCUCAGAAAAUAUCAGAAAUCUCCAAAGAGAUUCAAGAGGCGCAGAACACCAUACAAGAACUUGUGUCUGAGUCUGAACAGUUGAAAGAGAGCCACAGUGUGAAAGAAAGAGAAUUCUCGGGUUUAAGGGACAUCCAUGAAACUCACCAGAGAGAAUCAUCUACUCGCACGAGUGAGUUAGAAGCUCAACUGAAAUCAUCAGAACAGCGGGUCUCAGAGUUGAGUGCGAGUCUGAAUGUUUCAGAGGAAGAAAGCAAGUCCAUGUCCUCGAAGAUCUUGGAAACUUCAGACGAGCUCAAACAGACGCAGAACAAGGUACAAGAACUAAUGGCUGAAUUGGCAGAGUCGAAAAGUAUACACAUACAAAAAGAAAGUGAGCUUUCUAGUUUGGUGGAGGUACACGAGGCACAUAAGAGAGAUUCAUCAAGUCGAGUGAAAGAAUUAGAAGCACUGGUGGAAUCAGCAGAGCAACGAGUUAACGAUUUGAACCAGAGCCUGAACAGUGCUGAGGAGGAGAAGAAAAUGUUAUCUCAACGAAUUUCAGAAAUGUCGAAUGAGAUCAAGCAGGCGGAGAACACCAUACAAGAACUCAUGUCUGAGUCUGGACAGUUAAAAGAGAGCCACAGUGAGAAAGACAAGGAACUUUUCAGUUUGAGGGAUAUCCAUGAGACUCAUCAGAGAGAAUCAUCCACUCAACUAAGAGAUUUAGAAGCGCAACUGAAGUCAUCUGAACAAAGGGUUUCUGACCUGAGUGAAAGUCUGAGGAUUGCAGAGGAAGAAAACAAAACCCUGUCGACUAAAAUCUCAGAUACUUCAGAGGAGCUCGAAAGGGUACAGGUCACGUUACAGGAACUCACAGUUGAGUCAAGCAAACUGAAAGAGCAGCUUGCUGAGAAAGAAGCUGAACUUUUACAUCUGACAGAGAAGGAAAGCAAAUCACAGGUGCAAACUAAAGAGCUAGAAGCAACAGUAGCGACCCUUGAGCUGGAGCUACAGUCAGUUCGUGCUCGUACAGUAGAUCUUGAGACAGAGAUUGCAGGCAAGACCACUGAAAUUGAGCAACUGGAAGCGCAAAACAGAGAAAUGGUUGCUAGAAUCUCGGAACUUGAGAAGACAAUGGACGAGAGAGGAACUGAACUCUCUGCUUUAACCCAAAAACUUGAGGAUAACGAGAAGCAAUCAUCGUCCACAAUCGAGAGUUUGACAGCUGAGAUCGAUGGCCUAAGAGUAGCACUAGAUUCAGUGUCUCUUCAAAAAGAAGAGUUAGAGAAACUAAUGGAGAGCAAAGGCGAUGAAGCUUCAAUUCAGAUUAAGGGUUUGAUCGAUGAGAUCAAUGGUCUGGGCCAGAAAGUAGCGUCACUUGAAAGCCAGAAAGCAGAACUUGAGAUUCAACUUGAAAGGAAGUCCAAGGAGAGCUCUGAAUAUAUGAGUCAGAUUACAAAUCUAAAAGAGGAGAUCAUAAGCAAGGUCAAAGAUAACGAUAAUAUUCUAGAAGAGAGAAAUGGUUUAGCUGAGAAGAUCAAGGGUCUUGAAGUUGAGAUAGAGACUCUACGGAAACAGAGAAGUGAGCUUGAUGAGGAGCUAAGAACUAAAACAGAAGAGAUGGUUCAAAUGCGCGAUAAGAUUAACGAAUCAUCGGCUGAAACAGUGGCCUUAACGGAACAGAUAAACAAUCUGCAGCACGAACUUGAUUCACUGCAGGUGAAGAAGAGUGAAACCGAAGCAGAGCUUGAUAGAGAGAAGCAAGAGAAAUCAGAAUUGUCUAAUCAGAUCACUGAAGUCAAAAGAGCAUUGGUAGAGCAAGAAACUGCUUACAAUAUGCUGGGAGAGGAACACAAAGAGAUCAACCAACUGUUAAAAGAACGGGAGGAGUCACUUAAUAAGCUAGCAGAAGAUCACAAAGAAGCCCAAAAAUUGUUGGAGGAGACAGGCAAUGAAGUAACAUCCAGAGAUUCUGCAAUCGCAGGUCAUGAAGAAACGAUGGAGAGUUUACGUAACGAGCUGGAAAUGAAAGGAGAAGAGAUAGAAGCUCUCGUGGAGAAAAUCAGUAACAUCGAGGUUAAGCUUCGUUUAUCGAACCAGAAACUGAGGGUAACCGAACAGAUGUUAACAGAGAAAGAGGAAACUUUCAGAAGAGAAGAAGCUAAGCACAUAGAGGAACAAGCAUUGCUUGAGAAAAGCCUCACGGUGACUCAUGAGACAUAUCGAGGUAUGAUAAAAGCGAUAGCUGAGAAAGUGAACGCAACACUUGAUGGGUUUCAAUCAGUGUCGGAAAAAAUCACGGAGAAGCAAGGAAAGUACGAGAAGACGGUAAUGGAGGCAUCUAAAUUACUGUGGACUGCUACAAAUUGGGUGAUAGAGAGGAAUCACGAGAAGGAGAAGAUAAAGAAAGAGAUGGAGAGGAAAGAAGAGGAGAUAAAGAAGCUUGGAGAAAAGGUACGAGAAGAUGAAAAGGAGAAGGAGACGAUGAAGGAGACUUUGAUGGGACUUGGAGAAGAGAAAAGAGAAGCUAUAAGGCAAUUAUGUGUGUGGAUAGACCACCAUAGAGGUCGCUGUGAAUAUCUUGAAGAGAUUUUGUCUAAGACUGUUGUGGCUCGAGGACAAAGACAGUCGCAGCGAGCCUAAGAGCUCGUGUCAUCAUCGGAGACCGUACGGUACGUUGCAUUUCUUUCCCCACCUUACAUGAAUUCAAACAAUGUAUAUGUGGUUCUUAGGUUCUGGUCAAACAAGAAGUUGAACUUUCGGAAAACUUCUGGUCGAGAGGAUAUUUUUGGUGUGUUUGUGUAAUUCCUUUUGCAUUAAUAUUCGUUGGCCCUGUGUUUGUUGCUGUAGUUUUUGUAAGUCAAAUUGUUCUUUUUUUCUUUGUGGGCAAAGUUUGUUUGGUGGUGGGAUUUAAUGGGAACUAGAUUUUGACCCGCCCUUAAAAGGGCGGGUAUAUGUUUUGUUUUACAUUUAAAAAAAAUAAUUUUAAUAUAUGUAUUUUAGUUAUAUUUA
Molecule: messenger RNA, 5587 nt
Organism: Raphanus sativus (radish)
Lineage: Eukaryota; Viridiplantae; Streptophyta; Magnoliopsida; Brassicales; Brassicaceae
Product: COP1-interactive protein 1
Exons: 5
Coding region: 443-5218 (1591 amino acids)
Molecular function (GO): actin binding
Source: RefSeq, a predicted model, not a curated record